Messenger RNA from Bombyx mandarina (wild silkworm), 669 nucleotides. RefSeq lists its product as uncharacterized. The record is from RefSeq and is a predicted model, not a curated record. Gene Ontology annotation, cellular component: extracellular matrix. Lineage: Eukaryota; Metazoa; Arthropoda; Insecta; Lepidoptera; Bombycidae.
AUGAAAACUAACGUUAUGAUUGCCUGCCUUUUGGUGUCAGCUGCAGCCAUGUUGGCGAACCCGCCGGCGACAUUAUCCCUGAUACCAAUUACGACUGUUGACAGAAUCUCGGAUCCGAGCUACAGUUUCAACUAUGCGGUCAACGACCCUUCAACGGGAGACAACAAGGCGCAGUGGGAGCAUCGCGACGGGGACCACGUUCGAGGGGCCUACUCCUUAGUCGAACCCGACGGAAACGUGCGUCACGUCGAGUACAGCGCCGACCCCCUGACCGGAUUCAACGCGGUCGUCAAAAAAACCGGUCCCAAUGUGCAUUCGCUGUCAAUCGCCGCUCCGAUUGCGCCAAUCGCUCCUAUCGCACCGAUAGCUCACGUCGAGCAUGUUCCAAUCGCACCGGUAUCCCACGUCGCCCCGGUGGCGGAAAUCGCCCCUCUCGCACCAAUCGCCCCCUUGGUCCACACGCCAAUAAUUACCCCAGUCAUUGAAACUGCCCCGAUUAUUGCUCCGCACCCGGUAAAUUAUCACCCCCUCUAUCGGAUCAGAGGACCCGCCCCCUGGGUGACUUUAUCCGGCAGUUCAUAUGCGAAGGGUAACGUCGUCCGACGUUGGACAGCUGGUCCUAUUUCGUUGGAGGGAAAGACGCUCACGAUAAAAACCAGGCAUCAUUAA